This is a messenger RNA of Cygnus atratus (black swan), 1574 nucleotides long. Its product is annotated as monocyte differentiation antigen CD14-like. Bases 1 to 1413 code for a protein of 470 amino acids. Gene Ontology annotation, biological process: lipopolysaccharide-mediated signaling pathway; positive regulation of type I interferon production; inflammatory response. The record is from RefSeq and is a predicted model, not a curated record. Gene Ontology annotation, cellular component: membrane raft; external side of plasma membrane; lipopolysaccharide receptor complex. The transcript has a single exon. Gene Ontology annotation, molecular function: lipopolysaccharide binding. NCBI's taxonomy places the organism in Eukaryota, Metazoa, Chordata, Aves, Anseriformes, Anatidae.
AUGAGGGUGGCUGUUCUCCUCCUGGGGCUGGCACUGUUGGAGGCGGAAGGCAGGUGUUUCUUUAAUCGCACUCAGGAGUACUGUGUGUGCUACAAGCUGUCCCAGGACAAUGCAGGGAGCAUCAUCCAGUGCCUCGCAGCCUCUGUUGUGGAGUUUCAGGGAGGAGAGCUGGAGAGAUAUGUUGACUUGCCCAUCAGAGACCUGGAUCCCUCCACCAUUGACAUGCUUGGCACACUUGAAAUCAGGAAAAUCAUUUUGGGUGACCUCCUGGUGCCUGAGGUCCUCCUCGCCCGUGUCUUAAGGUUCUUCUCCUACACCCGGGUGCAGGAGAUGGCAUUUGAGAGCUGCAGUUUUCUGGGGAGGAGCAGCUGGGAUGAAAUGGCUGGCCAGAACUUGCCCAUAUUGUCCCUCCAUUUCCACAACGUGACAUCUGCCCCGCUGACGGGCCGCGAGCAGGACUUCUCUAAACUGAGCAGCUGGCUGGGGACCCUGCAGGAGCUGUCUGUCACCAGCUCCCACGUCACCAGCCUGCCCUGUGGCAUCGGAAGGGUGUUCAGAGCUCUGCGCUCCUUGGACAUGGCACAAAACAGCCUUGGGGAUGGGAGUUUGAUGCCUGCCUUCUGCGAGGGGGCCUUCCCGCAGCUCCAGGUCCUGAGUCUGCAAGAAAACAACCUGACAUCCUACCACGGUGUGUGCAAAAGCGUGCAGCUGCUGCACGAGCUCCAGCACUUAGAUCUCAGCCAGAACAAGCUCGUGGCCAGCCCAUCCUCCUCUUGCCAGUGGCCGGCGUCCCUCCGAAUUUUUAACUUGUCCAACGCUGGCUUGGACAAAGUCCUCACACCUCUGCCUCCUGGCCUAGAAGUGUUGGACUUGAGCUCCAACCACCUCCAUGCUGUAGACAUCUCCCUCCAUUCCCUGAAGACUCUCCUCCUGAGCCAAAACCUGCUGCUGGCCGCCCCCUCCAUCAGGAAUUACCCCACAUUGCACUCCCUCCACCUCGACAACAACUUGAUUACGGAGUGGCCAUGGGACGAGGUGAAGCUCUUGGGGAACCUGCAGGACGUGUCUGCGGCUGGGAACCCCUACAACUGCACCUGCGCCGGGGCUGGGGCCCUCCAGGCGCUGGCAGCCACGGGCUGCCUCAGGCAGGGCUGGCCCCAGGACUACGCGUGCCACUCGCCCCCCCAGUACCAGGGCACGCUGGUGAGGGACGUGCCUGCCUCGGUGCUGCAGUGCAACAGAGCAGCGGUGCUUGCUCCCGUCUGCACGGCCCUCGCCCUGCUCUGCGUGGCCGGGGCUGGCUGGCUGGCCAUGGCACGGAGGAGACGCGCGGCCGUUCCCACCGCUGCUCAGCCCCAGGGGCACGGCCAGGAGCUCGGUGAGAAGGCUCGCAGGAGCCCGAUGUGCUCGUGAGGGGCUCUCUUGCUCUUCCCCCAUCCAGGCUCCCUGUGGAACAGGAGUGUCUUCAGCGCUGUCCCACAGUGGCGGUGGCUUUUCCCAUCUGAGUCUUGGAAACCCUCGAGGAUGGGGAGACCCCCCCCCCUUGCUGUGCUCUGUCCCUGGAAAGAUUUUCC